Molecule: messenger RNA, 3228 nt
Organism: Trichomonas vaginalis G3
Lineage: Eukaryota; Parabasalia; Trichomonadida; Trichomonadidae
Product: regulation of ARF protein signal transduction
Exons: 1
Coding region: 1-3228 (1075 amino acids)
Biological process (GO): regulation of ARF protein signal transduction
Molecular function (GO): guanyl-nucleotide exchange factor activity
Source: RefSeq, a predicted model, not a curated record
AUGCAUCAUCAUUUAUUUGUAUCGGACGAAAUCCAUGCAGUAGAUUCAGUCUUACGAGAGAUUAAGGAUGAUCCUCGGAUUGAAGACAUUAAGCGUGGCCUUUUUUCCCUGAAAUCAACUUUAUGGAUUAAACCUCUUGAAGAGCAAAGUAUUUCAGACGUUUUACAACCAUUUUUGUCAAUAUUAGACUACAAAGAUAUUAAUGAAACAAUUGCUGUCACAGUAUUCAAGUCAUUACAUCGAAUAACUCAUCAUAAAGUGUGUUCAGAUAUAGAAAAAGGAGAUUUCAUGGCAUCCAAUCUACUUAAAAUUUUCAAUCGUCACACUAAUCAUCCGAAUUUUAACAUUUAUGCUGUAAAUACCUUUCAAAUUAUUUAUGAAUUAACACAAGGACAAAAGGUCAGUCCGCAAGUUGCAAUAAAUUCUCUCGAAUGUCUCAUUGAACACUAUCCAAAUCUUAAAUUACCAUUAAUUUUGCCUUAUAGUUUUUCUAUUUUGGCAAAUAGCAUGGCUAUGGUUGCAAUCCCUUUAUCAACGGAUUUACUUGGAUAUCUAAUUAACAUGUCUCGCUAUGGUGUUCCCGUACAAAGAGCUCUUUGCAUAGAAAUACUCGCAGCUAUAUCAGCAUCACCAGAUAUCGACAUAAAUCUCAUGAGACCGGCAUCGGCAGCAUUACUAGUUGACUCUCUCAACAAUCCAGACCGUACAUAUUUCGUUCCUGUUUUAAGAUUAUUUUUUAUUCUGUUUUCACGCAGCUGGGACGAUCAUCUCAUAGAAUUUGGUACAUGCAUUGACUUACUACUAUCAUUUAUUAACUCAAAAACACAUAAUGCCGAUUUAAGAGCAGAUACUUUUGAAUUAUUAGCAGAUUUCGCAGCAAUUCCCAAUUUUAUCAAACAAUUAUACUCAAACUUCAAUCAGAGAGACGCUUUACCGAAUCUUUCUGAUAUUUUCCUGCAAACAAUUUGCACAAUUGCAGGAUCUGACUCAGAAAUCAAAGUUUCAAGGCAAUUGGCCAUCGGAGUAGUCUCAAGUAUCGUUGGCCAACUUUCUGAUUUCAGACAUCGCUCGCAAUCCACUUUUAUUGAUAGUUUAGAUUUUAAUGAAGAGAAUCGUGUACUAAAAACUUACAAAACAGAUGUAGACAGUCUCCUACAAGGCUUCAAUACCGAUAUGACCCCUCAAGUCGCCGCUCACCACCUUCUUUCCAUAGGAACAAACCCCGACCAACUUGGUAUUUUUUUUUCAAAGAACGAUAAUUUUUCCCUCAAUUGUUUGGAUGAAUUUCUGAGCCUCUUAAAAUUGAGAGGUCUUCCAUUUGAAAUGGCCAUUCGUGUCUAUUUGACUGUUAUUCACUUCCCAGGUGAAGGGCAAGUUAUUGACAGAGCCUGUGAACAUUUUGCGAAAAAUUUUUACAAAAAAAACAAAAAUUUAUUUUUCAAAACGGAAGCAUCAGUUCACAUUCUCUGUUUUGCAUGGCUAAUGGUUCAUACAUCCCUACACAAUACAAGUGUUACCGAGAAGACAACGCAAGAGUCAUUUAGAUCGAUGUUAAAAGGCCAAAACGAAGAUGAAGAUUUCGAAGAAGAUUUUUUGAAUUAUUUAUACGAAGACAUCCAAAAACAUCCAUUAUUUACAGAACUAAACAACCAGAUGAGAACCCCUGAGUACUGGUUCAUCACCGAACAGCGCGAGACAGUUCUAAAUCUCAGGAAAAACACAGGUUACGAAAUGGGAGUCACCGCUGCUUUAUUCGAAAAAACAUGGAGAUACGCGGCAUCUGUUUUUUCAGACCUUUUCCAAAGUGGUCAAGAACAAUCAGUUGAUGCUUUUACUUCAAGUGUUCAAAUAGCAUCAACAUUCCAUGAAACUCAUAUAAUUGAUAACGUAUUCAAAACUUUCUGUGCUUUUUCGGUCACUUCACUUAACGGUGAAUUAUCACUUCGUGCCAUUGAAUUUGUUUUGAGAAUAGCUAUAAGUUACGGUCAGGAUAUUUCGGAUUGGUCACCUUUCUUGUCACUUUUAGCACGUUAUUUCCAACAUGGUACUAUUCCAAGUUUAAUGUGUACUUAUAAAGACAUAGUUAAUGGCAGCUUUGUAUUGAUUAAUCCCGCUAUGUUUACUUUGCAAAAAGAGAAUGUUGAAGUGACAUUUUCUAUAAACAGAAGACAAAGAAGUCAUUCAAGUGUUUCUCAAAACAUAAAUGACACAAAUCUCGCAAUGAUGAUGAAAAACUUGAAUCCUGAAAUGAUAGCACAAGCAAGCCGUUCUUUCCCUGUAAACUCUGUACAAUGCAUGCUCAGGGAUUUCAAUAACUCUUGUUCUUUGUCAAGAGUUUCUUCUGAUGCUGCAAUUGCAACGUCACUUUUUUUGAUAAAUUUCGGAUGUCAAAUUAUUAAAUACAAUGCAGAUAGAGUUGAAGAGAUAGAUGCCUACAAACUCUUCGAUAUAGCUGCACAUGUUUGCGCUGUUGUUAAUAGACCACAAGCAAUGCAAUCAAUUAUUUGUAUAUUUUUGCCAAUUUUUGAUUUCAUUUCUCCGAAAAUUUUCAUCAAAGGGCCAAGUUUGUCAAGGAUGUUCUCACAGAGAAAGUUCAUACAGCAGAACAUCGAAUACAACAUUCUUUUCUUGAGAUUGUUACUUGAAAAAGAGUUUUAUCAUCCUUCUCUUUUCAAAAUGAUAACUUGUCCAACUGAUUCCGUUGUUUUGUGGGAUUUGUUUAUAACUAUUGAGUCUAAAAUACCAAAAACAUCUUUAGAAUGCUUGGAAUGCGUUGCGUUUUUGGUUGCAGGAAACAAAGUUCUACAAAUAACUGAAAUUGAAAACCGUUUACAAAAAAUUCAAAAUAAUGAAAACGUGACAAAUGUAUUCAAUAUUUUGAUGAAUGCCACGAUGAAUUGCAGCGAAAAGAUGAAGAGGUUCUCAAUGAUGAUGAUGUCUUUUUGCCAGAUAGAGAACAAAGUUGAUUUAUUGACUGCGGAAUUCGAACCAAGUUGGUUGGAUUUCUUGAAAAUGUCAAUAGAAUUCGAAUACAAAGAUAAAAGGCUUUUCGAAUUCAUUGACAAAGUUUUGUUAAAAUUCAAAGAAAAUGAAGAAUUUGUCAACAAAACUAAAACAUUUUACUCUGUUUUGAAGAGAGAAAAUGACUUGAAUGAGAAUAAUACACCGCAGAAUGAAAGAAGAAGUUACUUGUAUCAUAUUGCUAGAACAUUAACUACUAUUAUUUGA